UGAAGAUCUUGAUACAUGUAUUUUGUGUUCGAUGCUGGUAAUUUGAAUCGAAAUAAAGCAUAAUUGACAGCCUAUUUGUAUUAUAAAACGACAUCAAUUACUUUUAAAAACAUUGCACUGUUGUUUUUAUAUCAAUGACACCAGUUGACUGUAUUAGAAAUCAGUGUUGGGACUUCAUGUACAAUUUCGAAUUUACAAAUUUAUCCUCGUAACAAAAACAUGAAUAAUUGUGGUGUUGGUGGUGGUGUAGGAACUGGAGGAGGAGCUUAUGAUGCUAAAAUAGCAGGCCUUUAUGAUUUGCUAGACACGCUUGGCUCAGGACAUUUUGCUGUUGUUAAAUUGGCAAGACAUGUCUUUACGGGUGAAAAAGUUGCAGUAAAAGUUAUUGAUAAAAGUAAAUUAGAUGAAGUCUCGAAAUCACAUCUAUUCCAAGAAGUACGAUGCAUGAAACUAGUUCAACAUCCUAAUGUAGUUCGACUUUACGAAGUUAUUGAUACACAGACUAAAUUAUAUUUGAUACUAGAAUUAGGUGAUGGGGGUGAUUUGUAUGAUUAUAUUAUGAGACAUGAAUCUGGUCUCUCCGAAUCUCUAGCUCGUGACUACUUCCGUCAAAUUGUUCGUGCUAUUUCAUACUGUCACAGAUUACAUGUUGUUCAUCGAGAUUUAAAACCAGAAAAUGUGGUGUUUUUUGAAAAAUUAGGAGUAGUGAAAUUGACUGAUUUUGGUUUUAGUAACAAAUUUUGUCCAGGACAAAAACUUGAAACAUCAUGUGGAUCUUUAGCUUACUCAGCACCUGAGAUUUUGUUAGGUGAUUCCUAUGAUGCCCCUGCAGUGGAUGUAUGGUCCCUUGGUGUUAUUCUGUACAUGUUAGUGUGUGGACAAGCUCCUUUUCAAGAAGCAAAUGACAGUGAAACUUUGACAAUGAUAAUGGACUGUAAAUACACAAUGCCAAAUCAUGUUUCAAAUUCAUGUAAAAGGCUUAUUGGAAGAAUGUUAGUAAGAGAACCAGAAAAGCGGGCAACAUUAUCAGAAAUAGCGACUGAUCCUUGGGUCACAGCUGGCGAAGGUGUAACUGUAGAAGAUUUUGAUACUCCAUUAGUAGCCAAACAAGAUUUAUCAGAAGAUGAUCGUGCUGCUAUCUUACAAAGGAUGGUGAAUGGUGCUAUUGGCACCAAGGAACACAUUUUGGAAGAAUUAGAGAAAAAUGAAUAUAAUCAUAUUACUGCUACAUAUUACUUAUUAGCAGAAAGAAAAUUGAGGUCUAAAAGACAAGAGGCGCGACAGAGUGCUCGACGACCAGAAGUACUCGGCGUCUCGCGGACCUCGAGAGGGAUGUUAGCUCCUCCACAGCUAUCUGCCGCUCCUCGCACUCCCCAAGACGUACCUCCGAGAUCACGCAAGUGCAGCAUAGUGCGCGAGGAGGAGGACGACGAGGAGGGCGCGGGCGCGGCGGGCGCGGCGCGGGCCGCCGACGCGCGCCGCGGGUCGCGCUCCGAGGGCCGACUGCACCUCGCGCGGCCCGCGCAGCUCGCCGACAAUCUCAUCAAGGUGAAUCUCGACGAAGACGCGUGCGCGGCACCCCCAGCGGAGAGCGCCCGCCGCGCACCCCCGCCGCCCGCGCCCGCGCGCCGCCAGCGGCUCGAGUGUCGCCGGAGACGGGCGCGGGCCGGCUCGUGCUCCUCGUCCGAUCUGUCCGACGACGACUCGGAGAAGAAGAAGCGCGCGGGCGAGCAGGUGGCGGCGCCGGGCGAGCGCGCGCGCCGGGACUCGCACGACGACUCCAGCGACAGCCAGGAGCGCGGCGCCGCGCGCCGGCCCGCGCCGCGCCCGCCGCCCGCCGCGCCUGCGCACGGGGGAAGCUCAUCCAGUAGUGGCAGUGGUGGCGGCGGAGGCGGUGCAGGAGGCGGUGGGGGCGGCGGCGGCGCGGGCGCGGCGGGGGACGCGCGGGGCGGCGGCGCGGGGGGCCGGCGAAGGCGCGCUGCUCGUAAGGAGAGUCGCCUGCGGGAGUCGCGCUCGCUCAAUCGCAUCGCUGAGGUGGAGGAGGCGAGCGCGGCGCGCUGGGCGGGCGCGGGCGGGCUGGUGGCGCUGUGCGGCCGCCCGCUGCUGCGCCUGCUGGCCGCCGCGCGCCCCGCGCCCUCCGCGCGCCGCCUGCACGGCCUGUGCUGA
Vanessa atalanta (red admiral) is the source of this 2166-nucleotide messenger RNA. RefSeq names its product SNF-related serine/threonine-protein kinase (gene Snrk). Gene Ontology annotation, cellular component: cytoplasm. NCBI's taxonomy places the organism in Eukaryota, Metazoa, Arthropoda, Insecta, Lepidoptera, Nymphalidae. The record is from RefSeq and is a predicted model, not a curated record. The coding region runs from base 220 to 2166 and encodes 648 amino acids. Gene Ontology annotation, biological process: microtubule cytoskeleton organization; intracellular signal transduction; protein phosphorylation. The transcript is spliced from 10 exons. Gene Ontology annotation, molecular function: tau-protein kinase activity; ATP binding; protein serine/threonine kinase activity.